CUCGAUCUCCGUCCUUCCUCGUGCAAAGAAAAACAGCAAUGGGCUCUAUCCAGAACCAGAGUUUCCCACAAGAGGAGGAGGAGGCCAAGGCCUGUGCUUAUGCCUUGCAGCUGGCCACCUCCUCCGCCAUCGGCAUGGCCUUGAAAGCAGCCAUCGAGCUCGACGUGCUGGAGAUCAUGGCGAGGGCCGGGCCGGGCGCCGAGCUCUCGCCAGCCGAGAUCGCCGCCCAGCUCCCCACCGACAACCCGCAGGCGGCUGCGACGCUCGACCGCAUGCUGAGGUUCCUGGCCAGCUACUCCCUGCUCACCUGCUCUGUUGUUCCAGGCGAUGGGGGCCGGAAUGCGAGACGCUACGGGCUCGCACCGGUGUGCCGGUUCUUGACCAAGAAUGGGGAUGGGGUAUCCCUGGCCGCGAUGGUGCUCAUGAACCAGGACAAGGUCCUCCUGGAUAGCUGGCAACACUUGAAAGAUGCAGUAUUAGAAGGGGUGAUUCCUUUCACAAAGGCCCACGGCAUGACGGCAUUCGAGUACCACGGCACCGAUCCAAGAUUCAACAAGGUCUUCAACCAGGGCAUGGCGAACCACGCCACCCUAUUUGUGAAGAAAAUGCUGGACACCUACGAGGGCUUUGAAGGCCUUAAAGACCUCGUGGAUGUUGGUGGAGGGCUGGGAGCCACCCUUCAUAUGAUCGCAUCCAAAUAUCCACACAUCAAAGGAAUCAACUUCGACCUGCCUCAUGUGAUCUCUGAGGCUCCCGUUAUUCCAGGAGUGGUGCAUGUUGGGGGAGACAUGUUCUCAAGCAUUCCAAGAGCAGAUGCGAUCUUCAUGAAGUGGAUUCUUCAUGACUGGAGCGACGAGCAUUGCUUGAAUAUAUUGAAGAACUGUUGGAAGGCUCUUCCCGACAAUGGGAAGGUAAUCGUCGCAGAAUGUCUUCUUCCGGAAGCCCCAGAAACCAAUGCUGAGACGCAAAUACGCUACUACGCAGAUCUUGCCAUGCUGACCUACAACAUUGGUGGAAAAGAGAGAACUAAGAAGGAGUUUGAGUCUUUGGCCAAGGAAGCUGGGUUUUCUCGAUUCAAAGCUGAAUGUUGUGUUCUCAACAUUUGGGUGAUGGAAUUCCUUAAAUAGACAGAGAAUUCCUGGCUAUUGGUAUUCUUCUCUGCUUUAAAUUUUUUUUACUUUCUUUCAUUUUUUUGCUUGUCAAUAAAGGGAGGUUGAAACCACCCGGACUACCACAAUCAUCAAAUAAAAAUUAUUUUACAACGAUAUUACUCAA
Phoenix dactylifera (date palm) is the source of this 1275-nucleotide messenger RNA. RefSeq names its product caffeic acid 3-O-methyltransferase-like. Lineage: Eukaryota; Viridiplantae; Streptophyta; Magnoliopsida; Arecales; Arecaceae. Gene Ontology annotation, molecular function: O-methyltransferase activity; protein dimerization activity. The record is from RefSeq and is a predicted model, not a curated record.